Molecule: messenger RNA, 1042 nt
Organism: Folsomia candida
Lineage: Eukaryota; Metazoa; Arthropoda; Collembola; Entomobryomorpha; Isotomidae
Product: lithostathine-1-beta
Exons: 7
Coding region: 70-933 (287 amino acids)
Cellular component (GO): extracellular region
Molecular function (GO): chitin binding
Source: RefSeq, a predicted model, not a curated record
AAUGGCGACAUUCACCAAUUUUUGACGCGACAAGUUGACAGUUUUACUAUUCCGCUGAUCACCAGAAUUAUGAUGGGUCUUUCUUAUAACAAAUGGAUAUUUUUAUUCUUUAGCGUUCUUUUUCUAGCAGAAUCUGCCAAGUCGAACGAAUCAAGUUCAGAAUUUAGGUACAUCGGGUCAUAUCGUGAUUCCUCGUAUUACGUCAGCAAUGUCAGAACCACGUGGAACGCCGCUCUGACAGCAUGCAUUCGGUCCGACCAUGGAAACUUAAUUUCCGUAGAAACAUUCGACGAAGACCUCGAAGUACGUCUCCUCAUGAUAGAAAAUAGCAUUGAGGACGUAUGGACCGCGGGCGGGUAUGACUUCAAUAGGCAGAAAUACUACUGGAUUAAGGAGACCAGUGAAGAGGUUCAGGUAGACGAAUGGGCCCCUUGGAGGGUUGGACAUCCCCUCCAGCAAGAUGGAUACAUCAUAGCCAUCCAUAACACGGUUUUUGGUCACUCUGCCUGGUACACGGAAAUGAAAACGCAGCCAUUUUACUACAUUUGCGAAAAGGAUGUCCCGACAUCUCCAACCACGGAAGCUGACACGGAAAAGACGACCUUGACGACACCCACUGAACCGGACAGUACAACCAGCACAACGGAAGGGACGACAACGCCGGAUCCCAUCGCUGAAUGGAUUUGUCCAGCCGGUUAUGUCGGCGAUAUUGGUCAUCCGUUCGAUUGCCGUCUUUACUACUCUUGUCUGGAUUCACAGGCAACUAGGAAAAGUUGUUCGGUAGGCUUCUACUUUGAUACGUGGGUUGAAUAUAUUUGCCGGCCCCCAUUUCAAGUUCCACAAUGUUCUGGGGGUACUCCCGUUCCAGGGACACCAACUCCUAAGCCACCACCAUCUUAUGCAAGGAUAAUGCAAGAAUGGUAUUAUCGAUAGGAUUAAGGUCUUGAGUUUCACACUUGUCACUUGUGCACAUCUUAUGGAAUAAGUAUGUAAUAAACAAUUCCUAAUUUUCUUAAUUGUAAUAAAAAACAAUACAUUAUAA